Brachypodium distachyon (stiff brome) is the source of this 1483-nucleotide messenger RNA. Its product is annotated as E3 ubiquitin-protein ligase RNF185. Bases 467 to 1168 code for a protein of 233 amino acids. Gene Ontology annotation, molecular function: ubiquitin protein ligase activity; ubiquitin-like protein conjugating enzyme binding. Lineage: Eukaryota; Viridiplantae; Streptophyta; Magnoliopsida; Poales; Poaceae. The record is from RefSeq and is a predicted model, not a curated record. Gene Ontology annotation, biological process: ubiquitin-dependent protein catabolic process. The transcript has 3 exons. Gene Ontology annotation, cellular component: endoplasmic reticulum.
UGACCACAACAAUUAAACAACUCGUGGUCCCCCUAGUUACUCUCCGCUUCGUCUUCUUCCUCUAAGCUUCUCCUCUCUCGGCGCGGGAGGCAGGCGCAGCAUCGUCGUCGUCGGUCGCCUCGGCUCCGGCCGCCGAAGUCCAGAAUCUCCGCAUCUCGUCGCCGAGCGACCCAGCAAGCCCCCUCGCUUCGCUCUCCGUGGAUCUUCUUCCUCCUCGCGCGAGCGCCGCCGCCGCCCAUCCCGCUGCCGAGCGCCCGAGCCCCCUAGCUCGUCUUCCUCCUCGCUCGAGCGAGCGCCUCCGCCGCAGGUUCAUCUCCCCUUCGCUCCCGACCGUUUCUCCUCCCAUCACCCCCACCAACGGAUCCCGCCCUUUAGAUCCCCGUUUCAUAAUCUUCCCCAAUUCGUAACUGAGGCAAAAAUCAAGGUGCAGAGGACCGUGUUUUUUUCUUUCCGGACAACACCCGAUAUGGCAGCUAACGUCGGGGAAUCCACGAGCAGCAGCGGCGGCGCCGGCGAUGGCGGGGGCAGCUUUGAGUGCAACAUAUGCUUCGAGCUGCCGCAGGAGCCCAUCGUGACGCUCUGCGGGCACCUCUUCUGCUGGCCGUGCCUUUACAAGUGGCUGCACAUCCACUCGCACUCGCCGGAGUGCCCCGUGUGCAAGGCUGUCGUCGAGGAGGACAAGCUCGUCCCGCUCUAUGGCCGUGGCAAGGACCGCGUCGACCCGAGGUCGAAGAACGUCCCUGGGGCUGAAAUUCCCCACCGUCCGACUGGACAGAGGCCUGCCACGGCUCCACAGGCCGAUCCUAACAACCACUUCCCGAACGCCAAUCCCAACCCGUGGUUCAUGGGUGGAGGAGGCGUCCCGCUGGCCAAUGCUCGGUGGGGAAAUUACACGUUCUCAGCGGCGUUUGGCGGCCUCUUUCCGCUGCUCAGCUUCCAAGUGCAUGGAUUCCCAGAUGCAACUGCUUAUGGGCAGCCUGCGGGUUUCCCCUAUGGAUAUGGCCAUGGUCAUGGUCAUGGACACGCUUUCCAUGGCGGGCAUGCUGGACACCCCCAUGCUGCUCCUCGGCAGGCACAGCCGGGUCAACAGCAGCAGGCGGAUGUGUACCUCAAGGCGCUGCUCAUCCUGGUUGGCUUUCUUGUGAUCGCAAGCCUCAUCACAUUCUAGGUUUGUUGAUUUUUCAUGUUGUGCCGUGGUCAUAAUAAGAGAAACAAUUGUUGUGAUACUCCCGAUGUUUUGUGCAUUAUCUUGCCUCCAUACAAAGCCCUUAUCUAAGUCGAGUGGUGUGUUUUAGCGAAGUGUUCAUAGAACUCCUGUAUAUAUGCUACUAUUUAGAUGUGGUACUGUUGGGGCAUCCGUGUACUGUAGUUUCAUGUUGUUCCAUGAAUAAUUCGAAAGCUCUGUUUGGAUGAACCUGAACAAGUAUAUCAUGUAUAAUUUUUAUUUGACUGUCAAAGUGGGUGGGCCGUGCAACUCUUUGUA